Molecule: messenger RNA, 1968 nt
Organism: Daldinia childiae
Lineage: Eukaryota; Fungi; Ascomycota; Sordariomycetes; Xylariales; Hypoxylaceae
Exons: 1
Coding region: 1-1968 (655 amino acids)
Source: RefSeq, a predicted model, not a curated record
AUGAGUAGCAAUCAGUUAGAAACUCGUUCAGUCUCUCCUGACAUUGAACAGCAACGGCCGCGCAACGCUUCACCGGCACAUCCGGACGAUCCGCUCAGCGGCCCGCAACAUCUCGAGUUCAACGAGGACGACGACCCUCCGACCCCGCGCUUUAUGCAGGACCAAGGCGCUUGGAAGAAUUGGAAAUGGGUUCCCUAUCCCGUCCGAAAGUAUGGGAAAGCCGCCUUUAAAUGGAUGAGGGGUCCGCAGAACCCCAAGGUCUGGAGGAUUGAACCAUUCUUUCCUACCGUCCAGGAGGCACCACUUCGUCUGCUCGACAAAUUCCUUCCCAAUAAGAAACACCAAAUAUUAUUAUAUAUGGGCUAUGUUGCUGUAUGGAUUGUUAUAUUUGCUAUUGUUAUGUGGCGGGGCCAGGUUGCCUCGGAAGUUGCGAAUUAUGGCACCCCUAUGGACAUAGGAUGUGGUGUCGCAUACUGGAGUCGGAACAACGACUGCGGUCUUGAUGGUGUCAACUGCAGACCAUUCAACGGUAGUGGCUUUGCCUUUCGCUGUCCCUCCAACUGCGCCAGCUACCGAGUCCUCAAUCCUCGAGCAGUAGGAAGCCGAGAAGUAGUUUACGCCCCGUUGGUCGUCGGUGGACCACCCGAUCCCGCCAACGAAGAGGACCCUGUCUACCGGGGCGAUUCUUUUAUUUGCGGAUCUGCCAUUCACGCCGGUCUCUUUUCCGAUUCCCAGGGUGGCUGUGGUGUCGUCAACCUAGUAGGACGGCAGCAGAACUACAUUAGCACGAAUAGACACGGCAUCGAUAGCGUUGCCUUCGAUUCGUACUUCCCGCUGUCCAUUACCUUUGAACCGGGGAUCGAAUGCAAGGCUAGAGACGUAAGGUGGUCGCUACUAGCGGUUUCCGCAGUCUUCACCUCCGUGUUAUCGUUGUUUACUGCUUCGUCGUCAGUGUUUUUCUUUACUGUCUUUGUUGGUAUAUUUUGGCAAGUAGGUAUGGCUUCCGACCCGCCGUCCUACACAUCGAUCCCAGGAUUGUUUUCCAACAUCCUGGGCAAGUUUCUUCCCGCCAUGUUUUGUGCGUGGGUAUUUUAUGACAAAAUGGGUGUGCGACGAACUUUACAAGGAUUAACGGCCCAGUUUGAGAAGACUAUUCUGUGGUUAGGUGGCUGCUGGGUUGGCGCACUUACAAAUUACACUUUCGACUUCAUACCUAUCCAACGCCUGACAGGGCACGACCUCGAGCAGCAACCUGGUGCCAAGGCAGCUCUCGCUAUCAUCGUCAUCGUACUAUUUUUCAUCGCUGUUGGCCAAGUCUGGUGCUUCCGACAAGAAGGGAGAUUGAUACGGAUUCUCAAACUGUACGCAUUGUUCAUCCUGGGGAUUAUCAUCUGUCUCGUGCUACCUAGCCUCAGCUUGCGUAUUCAUCACUACAUCUUAGCAUUGCUCUUGGUACCAGGUACCAGCAUACAGACAAGGCCAUCUCUUCUUUACCAGGGUAUUCUGAUAGGGUUAUUCAUCAACGGUAUAGCUCGCUGGGGAUUUGACUCUAUCUUACAGACCUCGGUAGCUUUGCAAGGUGAUGCUCAGCUGGGGUCUCCUCUUCCCGCUCCCCUCGCACCCAUCAUUAACACUACCGUUUCAACAAUCACAUUUCAGUGGCAACCUCCGCCGGGAUUGCGAUACGAUGGUAUUAGUGUGCUGGUCAACGAUGUUGAAAGAUAUCGUGGUUUCUUCGCCGAUGAAGGCUCAGACCAGUUCGUAUGGUCUCGCGACAACGGGUCGGAUUAUAACGAGUACUUCCGAUUUGGUUUUAUGUCGGGUACAACGAGUGGAGAUUAUACCAAGGCCGGUAUCUGGACAAAUGACCUUGAUUGGGUUGAUCCUCAACCAGGGCCUUCAAGAAUAAAAGCCCGAGGUUUGGAUGGGUCCGAAACAGAACAAGUACCUCGUGCCGUAUGGAAAUGA